Molecule: messenger RNA, 765 nt
Organism: Diplodia corticola
Lineage: Eukaryota; Fungi; Ascomycota; Dothideomycetes; Botryosphaeriales; Botryosphaeriaceae
Product: hydantoin racemase
Exons: 2
Coding region: 1-765 (254 amino acids)
Source: RefSeq, a predicted model, not a curated record
AUGACGGCAUCAAAGCGCUCCAUCCUGAUCAUCAACCCUAAUUCCACCGUCUCCAUGACCGAUGGGCUGAGGCCUCUCGUCCAAACCCUAGGUUUCCAUGAUUCCACCACCUACACCUUCUUCACCGGCCCACCCGCCGCGCCGCCCUCCAUCAACAACGAGCGCGACGCCGCCGACUCGACGACGCACUGCUUCCCCGCGCUGCGCCCGCUGCUCGCUGCCCACGACGCCUUCCUCGUCGCGUGCUACUCGCCGCACCCGCUCGUCGCAGCCCUGAAGGCCGAGCUCGCCGCACUCGACAGCACCAAGCCCGUCACUGGCAUCUUCGAGGCCAGCGUCGCUACCGCCUUGCAGGCCGCGGUGCCGCCCAGGGGCAAGUUUGGGAUCGUGAGCACGGGGAAGGUGUGGGAAGGGAUUCUGGAGGGAGCGGUGGUGGAGUUUUUGGGCUUGGGCUCGGGUGGUGGUGGUGGUGGUGAGGGCAGGUUUGCGGGGACGGAGACGACGGGGUUGAUGGCGACGGAGCUGCAUGAGGUGGAGGCUGGGGAGGUGAAGAGGCGGAUGGUCGAGGCGACGAGGAGGCUGGUGGGGAGGGGGGAUGUUGGGGCUGUGUGUUUGGGUUGCGCGGGGAUGGCGGGCAUGAACGAGAUGGUGAGAGAGGCGUGCAUGGCGGAGUUGGGCGAGGAAGAGGGGAAGAGGGUGGUUAUUGUAGAUGGGGUGCAGGCUGGUGUAGCGUGGUUGGAGGGAAUGAUGAGGAUUGGCGUCUAG